Molecule: messenger RNA, 1269 nt
Organism: Colletotrichum higginsianum IMI 349063
Lineage: Eukaryota; Fungi; Ascomycota; Sordariomycetes; Glomerellales; Glomerellaceae
Product: Glucan 1,3-beta-glucosidase
Exons: 1
Coding region: 1-1269 (422 amino acids)
Biological process (GO): cell wall organization; carbohydrate metabolic process
Cellular component (GO): extracellular region; cell surface; fungal-type cell wall
Molecular function (GO): 1,3-beta-glucanosyltransferase activity; glucan endo-1,3-beta-D-glucosidase activity
Source: RefSeq, a predicted model, not a curated record
AUGAAGGCUUCUCUCUCCCUCGCCGCCCUGACGGCGCUCGCUGCCACCGCCGAGGCUCAGAACUGGUUGGGCUUCAACUCGGGAGCCACCAAGACCGACCGCUCCGCCAAGUUCAAGGCCGACUUCGAAGCCGAGUUCAAGACGGCCCAGAACCUUGAGGGCGCCCCCGGCGACUUCAACGCCGUCCGCCUCUACACCAACAUCCAGGCCUACUCCACCGACGACCCCAUCGAGGCCUUCGAGGCCGCCAUCGAGACCAAGACGUACAUCCUGCUCGGCGUCUGGACCUCGGGCACCGACAACAUCGACAAGGAGAUCAACGCCCUGAAGAAGGCCGUCACCAAGUACGGAACCAAGCUGACGGACCUCAUCAUCGGCGCCUCCAUCGGCUCCGAGGACCUGUACCGCAACUCGGUCACGGGCGUCAAGAACAAGUCGGGCGUCGGUGCGGACCCCAAGACCCUUGUCGGCUUCAUCGACGACUUCAAGUCGGCCUUCAAGGACACCCCUCUGUCCAAGGUCUCCAUCGGCCACGUCGACACCUGGGACGUCUGGGGAAACACCACCAACAAGCCCGUCCUCGACGCCAUUGACUGGGUCGGUGUCGAUGAGUACCCCUACUACGAGAACGACAAGGGCAACGACAUCAAGAACGCCGGCAAGCUCUUCGACAAGGCCUACGAGGCCACCAUCGCCACGGCCGGCGGCAAGCCCGUCUGGGUCACGGAGACUGGCUGGCCCGUCACCGGCGAGACGUGGGACGAGGCCGUCCCCAGCAAGGAGAACGCCAAGAAGUACUGGGACGAGAUCGGCUGCCGUCAGCUCUUCAACAAGGUGCCCACCUUCUGGUACAACCUCCGCGACUCCAACCCCGACAACUCGAUGAAGUUCGCCAUUACCAAGGACCUGUCCACCACCCCCCUGUUCAACCUCACCUGCCCCACCACCUUUGACACUCCCACCGGCACCUCGUCGUCCUCGGCCACCGGCACCGCGACCGCUAAGCCCAGCGCCAGCUCCGGCUCCAACAGCACCGGCGGUUCCGGUUCCGGCUCCGGCUCUGGCUCCAGCAGCGGCUCUGGCAGCGGUGCUAACGCCACCGUCUCCACUGGCGCUCCCUCUGCCACCUCCGGCUCUGGCUCUUCCUCUGGCUCCGGUGCCGAGGCCAGCAGCACGCCCUCCAGCGUUGCCUCUGGUGCCUCCAACCUCCAGUUCUUCACGACGGGCGCCCUGGCCGUUGUUGCCGGCGCCUUCGCUCUCCUCUACUAA